AUGAGGAGCCAACUUUUGGUCCUUGUGGUCCUUGUUUUGCUCUUCUAUGUUCCACCAGUUAGAAGUGAGCAAAAUGCCUACAUAAAUCGAAUCUUUGGUUCUUGCUGGAGAAUAAAAGGAUCUUGCAGGAAAAAAUGUGUCGGCAAGGAACUAUUUCACAUUUUAUGUGAUACUUCACUUGUGUGCUGCAUAGAGAGCAGUGAAUUACCUAUGAUGAGUGCUGUGAAAGACUGA
Messenger RNA from Sciurus carolinensis (gray squirrel), 234 nucleotides. RefSeq names its product defensin beta 135 (gene Defb135). The transcript has 2 exons. Lineage: Eukaryota; Metazoa; Chordata; Mammalia; Rodentia; Sciuridae. Gene Ontology annotation, cellular component: extracellular region. The record is from RefSeq and is a predicted model, not a curated record. Gene Ontology annotation, biological process: innate immune response. The coding region runs from base 1 to 234 and encodes 77 amino acids.